This is a messenger RNA of Protomyces lactucae-debilis, 1901 nucleotides long. RefSeq lists its product as uncharacterized. Gene Ontology annotation, biological process: protein K48-linked deubiquitination. Gene Ontology annotation, molecular function: cysteine-type deubiquitinase activity; K48-linked deubiquitinase activity; cysteine-type carboxypeptidase activity. NCBI's taxonomy places the organism in Eukaryota, Fungi, Ascomycota, Taphrinomycetes, Taphrinales, Protomycetaceae. Gene Ontology annotation, cellular component: cytosol; cell periphery. The record is from RefSeq and is a predicted model, not a curated record. The transcript has a single exon. The coding region runs from base 486 to 1889 and encodes 467 amino acids.
GUGUACGAUGUCAAGUACGAAAAGGGCGGCGACGGCGUGCGUUCCAAGCUCGUCUUCAUCUUUUGGGCACCAGACACGGCCAAGGUGAAGAGCAAGAUGGUGUCUGCCUCGAGCAAGGACACAAUCCGCCGUGCACUCAACGGCGUCGGCAUCGAAGUGCAGGCCACAGACUCCUCGGAGGUCGAGUACGAUGCAGUGCUCGAGAAGGUCCAGCGUCUUGGCUUCUAAAGCGGGGGAACAGAAGGCUUUGUCCGAUGUGUGCUAGGUAGAUAAUCCCAAUGCUACAGGCUGGCUGGCUGCUGUGCUGCUUUGUGACUGUGUGCUCUCUUGCUCAGCCGGCGCGCCAAGAGAGCGACAAACACAAAGACUUGGCGAGUCCACUUCCAUAUCUGCUCAGAGAGAAAGCUAUAAAGAAGACGUGAUCCUGCCUCGCUGCUUGAGAGAAGGCCUCUGCGCUUUGGCCUGCUGAAUUAGCCGCGUCCACUAUGCUUUCCGAUGCUGCUAUGCAAGAGCUACCAGCGCCACCUAUGCCACGCAAAUCAUCACGACGCAGAAGCAGCCAGAUGAGUGCGUCUGCUCUUGCCUCUGUUUCGCUCCAUGAUUCUGAGCCUUCUGCGCCAAGUACGCCAGCACUUGGGUUACAAGGCCAGCCGGACGAAAUCGGAGUUAAGCUAUCUGAACAUGACGACCACUCUGGGAACAUGGCCAAUGAAGCACAAAGCCAGCCUGAAAGGACAAACACUGCAUCUGCGCCAAGACUUCCUUCACGUAGACCCUCCUCUACAUCUUAUCGCGUCAAAUGUAUCACCUUUCUUGGCGAACGCGUGCCCAUCCUCUGCCAAGCAGCAAAUGGCCCCUGCCCAAUUCUUAGCAUCGCCAACUUUCUCUCCUUGACGGGUUCACUACGUCUCCCUAGAAGUGGACUGCUGGCAGCUGACGACUUGACACAGCUGCUUGCUGACCAUCUCUUACAACAAGAAUCAAGCGAUCUCACCAUGAUUGCAAAACUUGGCAAUCUUCACAAAGGGCUCGAUGUCAACCCGCAGUUUCAUGCAAGCUCAGCUUUCAAAGAGGGUCCAGAAAUCAUGGCGGCGUUUGAGGCUCAAUUGGUUCAUGCAUGGCUGCCUGACCCAGAGACCGAGUCAGAUGCCUACAAGCUUCUCACAGAUGGCCCAGGGGCACAGGGCUACGAGGCAGCUCAGGCAUUUGUCCUGAACAAUAUCGAGUCACAGACUCCAGAAGGCGAGCAGGCGCUCUUGCUUCAACAGUGGUUUGAUACGCAUGCAACGUGUAUGACUGCAUUUGGACUGCAAGCGUUAAGGGAGAGUAUGCAAUCAGGGGAAUUGCGCAUCCUCUUCUACAACUCCCACUUCAGUCUGCUUCUCAAGCACUUUGAGUCGGAUGGUCUCUUUUGUCUAGUCUCGGAUGCAGGCUAUGCACACACUGGUGACGAUGUUGUCUGGGAAUCAUUGACGCAGGGGGAGGCUUCGGUCAUGCUGUCAAGUGACUUUGUCCCUCGAGAUGUACUGUCGUCCUCGCGCAAAGAGGACGCUUUUGGCCAACAAGCUCCUUCUCCCGCGCCAGCUCAUCAAGAAGGUAGUGAAGAUGCUGCGUACGCAAGAGCACUGCAAGAAGAAGACGACUUGGCGGUCGCACAGCGACUCCAGGAUGAGGAGCAAGCAAACUAUGCCCGACGUGAACGGGAUCAUCAGAGACGACAGCAACAACAAGUAGAGCAACAACAGCAGUCAUCACAUCAAGGAGCCAAUGCCGGACUCCAAGGACAUACACAACAAGCAAUGCAGCCUCAGCGGCAGAUCAAGGACACUGUGCCAAAUCAACCGCCUAGAUCUGCAAAGCGCGGCAAGAAGGAGUGUAUCAUUAUGUAGGUAUGAAAACGA